This is a messenger RNA of Caenorhabditis angaria, 3393 nucleotides long. NCBI's taxonomy places the organism in Eukaryota, Metazoa, Nematoda, Chromadorea, Rhabditida, Rhabditidae. The record is from the annotation of a GenBank genome assembly.
AUGUGGAGAUUUUUGUUGCUUGGUCAAUUUUUAUACAUUUUGGCUCGAUGCCAAGAGGAUUUUUGUGACUUUUCGCGUGGAAUUUGUGGAUGGCAUCUGGCGGAACCGUGGAAUGUCGUUGGAAUGGCUGUUUUUGGCGGGAAGCCGGAGGUUUUGAAAAGUGGUAUGGUUUUUUUGGGAGGGAAAAUUUGAAUAUGAAAAAAAAUAAAAAAUUUGUUGACCACCAAGAACCGAUCCCCGCACCUUCUGGCUCAUAAAAUCCAGGCGCUGCUUAUUUUUCUCUGCGUCUCUCAAUGUUAUACAUAGGCGCUGCUUAUUUUCGAAAAAGUGGGCGGAGCUUAGCAGCGCCUAUGUAUUAUUUAGAGAGACGCAGAGAAAAAUAAGCAGCGCCCACUUUUUUCAAAGAAAAUAAGCAACGUCUAGGUAAAUUGUAUGAAUCACAAGGUCCGGGGAUCGGUUCCUCAUGAGCCCUACUCACUUUUUUUUUUAAACAGAUGGUCCAUUUUUGUUGGCUCAAGGCAAAUUUGGAGGAAUCCGACAAUCUCGCGCUAUUUCUUCGCCGAUUCCAAAAUCCAAAAAUCUUCGAAUUUUCGCUUAUAAAUAUCAGAGAAAAGGAGAUGCUAGACUUAGGGUAACUCUAUUUUUUUGAAAUUUUUUCAAAGCAAAAUUCAAAUUUUCCAGAUUUAUCUGAAAAAAUCUGGAAAUUUCGCUGAAACUGAGAAUCACGAGAUGUUACUUGAUACAAUAAUCGAUGAACCACAAAAUUCUGCCACGUGGCAACGGCGGAGCGUCGUUUUGCCCCCAAUUUUGGAAGAAGAUACACAGGUACGAUUUGAGGAGCCUUUGAAAAAAAUCAGAAUUUUUUCCAGAUUGUUUUCGAGUGCUCCAACAUUUUCACCUCCGCGGAUUUGAUUGCAAUUGAUGACGUGGAAAUUGCCACGUCAUCAAAUAAUCGAAAAGUGCUUGAAAGGGAGAUUAGGAGGAAAUGUAAGUUAAAAUGAGCAAUGUCGUCGUUUUCAGCGCGAAAAAUUGAUCUAGAAACAAAAAAAGUAGGUAGGGCUCAUGAGGAACCGAUCCCCUGACCUUCUGACUCAUAAAAUUUAGGCGCUGCUAAAUUUGUUGGAGGAGAAAAAUUGGGCGCUGCUUAUUUUUCUCUGCACUCUCUCAAAAUAAUGCAUAGGCGCUGCUAAGCUCCGCCCACGUUUUGAAAUUAAGCAGCGCCUAUGCAUUAAAUUGAGAGAGCGCAGAGAAAAAAGAAAAUGUGGGCGCUGCUUUUGUUGCAGCGUGUUUUCGGCGUCAAAACACGCUGCAAACUGCGCCAAACUCAGAAAAUUCAAAUUUUUUCCAGCUCCCUCUUCAAAAUGCCCCCUAAAAUGCUCAUUUUUCUCCACCUCUUGUCAAUUUCACACCGUAAACACACAAAAUCUCCCGAAAAAAAUCGUCAACGAAAAUUCGGGUCUCGCAACGAUCACCUCGGAUUUUGUAGUUCUCCCGGACAAGCCUAUUUUUCUCGAUUUUCAAAUUGUCGACUCCGCCGCCUCUCAAACUACAGUAACCUUGUCGGAGAAGAAAUUUGGCGCCAAAAAAGAGAUAGUGUGGAAAAAUGAGAGAGUUUUGAGAGAUGUUGCGGGAGGAGGAGAAGGAAGGAGAAUUCGAAUUCCGUUGAAAAAUUCAAAUUCAAAUUCGAAUUUUGGCGCAAAAAAUGGAAUUCAAAUCGAAAUUGCGAUGGAAAAUCCGGGAAACGCGGAUUUUGUGGCGAUUUCUGAGAUGGAUUUGGUGGAUGAGAAUGGCGAGAGUGUAGAGUGUGGUAAGGGUUUUUUUUUGUUGAAGAUUUUCGAAAUAUUCAAAAUUUGUUUUAAAAAACGCUUUUUUUUCUCUGCGUCUCUCAGAGGCGCUGCUUAUUUUUUUUUAUUAUUCAAAAAAAAUAAGCAGCGCCUAUGUAUUAUUUUGAGAGAGCGCAGAGAAAAAUAAGCAGCGCCUACUUUUUCUCUGCGCUCUCUCAAUUUGAUACAUAGGCGCUGCUAAGCUCCGCCCACUUUUUCGAAAAUAAUAGCAGCGCCCAUGCAUUAUUUUUCUCUGCGUCUCUCAUAGGCGCUGCUCAUUUUCUCUUUUUCCAGCCGCAUCCCCCUCAAUUUCUCCAAUCAUCUCCACGUCUUCCACAAAUCGUCUCACCGCUCUCCAAAACCUUCAAUUCCCCCUCCUCGAAAAACUACAGUACCAGCCGCCUACAGUAGCCCUACAGUACUCCAAUGAUGAAUUUCCAAUUCCCAAUGUGGAAAGGGUUUUCAAGGAUUUUGCUCCAGUGAGCUCGAAAAUUGAGAAUUCUGCAGUACUUCCCAUAACUCCGACACAUGUCACAGCUCGCGGAUUGCCAAUUUUCGCACCCAUUUUUAAAUUAUAAAUUAUUUAUUUAUUGAUUUUCGCUUAAAAUGAGCAAUCGCAUCAUUUUCAGCACGAAAAAUCGAUCUAGAAUUCCAGAAAAAAAAAUGUAGAUCGCAUGAAGAAUCGAUCCCCCGACCUUCUGACUCAUAAAAUUUAGGCGCUGCUUAUUUUUCUCUGCGCUCUUUCAAAAUAAUGCAUAGGCGCUGCUUAUUUUCAAGCUCCGCCCCUUUUUUGAAAAAUAAGCAGCGCCUAUGCAUUAUUUUGAGAGAGCGCAGAGAAAAAUAAGCAGCGCUUGAAAUUUUUCAAAACAAAGUGGGCGCUGCUUUUUUUUCUCGUUUUCUCUGUGUCUCUAAAAAUAAUACAUAGGCGCUGCUUGUUUUGUAUUUUGCAGCGUGUUAGCGUUAAAACACGCUGCAAAAUUCAAAUUCUCGUGUAAAAAUACAGUAAUCCGAUCCUGUCCCUUUAAAAAGCACAAAAAGGAUACAUAUUGUUUGCGGUUUCAAAUAUAAAUAAACAAACAAACAGAAAUCGAGUGCUCACACAGAAAUUCGCGCGCAGAGCCACCAAAAAUUUUUGACACAAAAUUUCGCUGUCAUUUUUUCUUCAGUUUUCUGUAUGGAAAAUCUCGGCAUUGCCAGGUAUAUUUUGAGAAAAUCGCAUUUAAUUGGGGUACUGUAUUCGAUUGCGGCAAGUAUGGAAAUUCAAAAUGAAGAAAAUUCGUGGUGGUCAAAAUUUCAAGACGAUUUGAUGGAUGAGGGAAGACCGAAUCAGAAAUUGGAGAUUAUUUUGAAGUAGGUCAAAAAAUUCUAUUUUUUGCGUUAAAAAUUGUUUUGCAGCGUGUUUUGACGCUAAAAAUACGCCACAAAAUUUAAAAUUUUUUGCAGAAUGUGUAUAAUUGGAACGUGUUUCGUGUGCUUCACGGCGUUUUUAGGAGCUUGUGCACUGUUUUUACGGAAAUGUUUUUAUCGAUUUGGCGAGACGAAAAAUGUGGCGAUUAAGUGUUAUCCGUGA